This is a messenger RNA of Aspergillus terreus NIH2624, 936 nucleotides long. Its product is annotated as putative extracellular guanyl-specific ribonuclease. The transcript has 3 exons. Gene Ontology annotation, molecular function: RNA nuclease activity; RNA binding. The record is from RefSeq and is a predicted model, not a curated record. The coding region runs from base 1 to 936 and encodes 311 amino acids. Lineage: Eukaryota; Fungi; Ascomycota; Eurotiomycetes; Eurotiales; Aspergillaceae.
AUGAAGUCUAUCAUUCUUUUCGGACUGAUGGUCCUGACCCAUGCUUCUCCCGUUCCUCAGCUUAGCAAACGCGCCAAACUCGCCGAUUUCCAGUGCCCCGAUGGCACCACGUUGUCUGAACAUGACAUUCGGGAGGCACUGCACCAGUGUCGCAGACUCAACGACGGCUCCAUCGGCAAGUAUCCGGCCUACUUUGGCAAUAGGAGCAACAACCAACAAGUAUUUGCCAAUAUUCCGGAUGGCACCGAUCUACGGGAAUUCCCCAUCAUCGUGGAUGGAGUGUACAGUGGCGGCGAACCGGGAGCGUAUCGGGUGGUCACGGACUAUAAGGACAACCGUGGCGACUUCCGCGGUGUGAUGCAACAUACCGGCGCAACUGUGGGCGGUGCUUAUACGGCCUGCACACGCGUCACAAACACCAAGCGCGAGCUUGGCAAAGACAAUGACGACAAGAACAAAGAUGACAAGGACAAAGAUGACAAGGAAACAGGUGACAAGGAAAAAGGUGACAAGAAGGAUAACGUGGAGCGCAGUGUCCAGGUGACUGACACCGUGACCACCGUGGAAUCCACCGGCCACACUGUCAGCGACCUGACCACCCGCGGCAACAAGAAGAAGAUCGGCAGCGCUACCUGUUCUGACGGUGUGACGCUAUCGAAAGACGAUGUUGCGAACGCGUUCAAAGAGUGCAAGAAGUGGGAUGACUAUGGCGUUGGCGGUUAUCCGCACAAUUUUGGCAACAGGAGCGGCAACAGCCAGGUUUUCGAGGGCGUCACCAAAGACCUGCGCGAGUAUCCUAUCAUUCAAGGUGGAACUUGGACUGGCGGCGAACCCGGCAAGUACCGUGUUGUGACCGACUACAAGAACAGCUUUGUUGGAGUGAUGAUUGAGAGCGCUGGUGCUUCUUUCUCGCGCUGUACUGUCAACGAUGAGUAG